Molecule: messenger RNA, 1477 nt
Organism: Humulus lupulus (European hop)
Lineage: Eukaryota; Viridiplantae; Streptophyta; Magnoliopsida; Rosales; Cannabaceae
Exons: 9
Coding region: 138-1358 (406 amino acids)
Source: RefSeq, a predicted model, not a curated record
AAUCGUGGCUGAACGACCAACUUACAUUAAAGACUCAAAUUUGCAAACUUUCUUAAACCAAAUUUCACAUUAACUUCGCAAAAAAAAUUAUGAUGCUCCUUUAGUUUUGGAUAAUCAAAAGCUCAUUCUUUCUGGGAAUGGAGCUUCUGGCUACUUCAUCUGCCUCCUUAUUCAGUGCCAAAUUCAGGUGCUUACCCUCUCUGACUAAGAGCAGAACCAACCACUUGUUUGUAACCCAAUUCAAUGGCCGAACCAAGCUCCGAUUUGGUGGGAGUAGAGCCAUGGUCUCUGCGGUGUGGGAUGGCUAUGCCGGGUCAGAAAGUUUCAGAGCUAAUAACACCUCCAACAAAAGCAGCUAUAGUCUAAAUUUCACUCAAAUAGAUUCUUGCCUGGUAAUACCUCCGCCCAGUGGAGUGGAGCCCAGGGCAAUCAUCAAAUUCUUGGGAGGGGCCUUUUUGGGAGCUGUUCCUGAACUUACAUACAGCUAUGUCAUCGAGCUAUUGGCUAAGGAAGGGUAUCUUAUUAUAUCAGUGCCUUACAAUGUGACUUUUGACCAUGCCGAUGCUGCUAAACAAGUUUAUGAGAGAUUCAAUGCCUGCUUGGAUUCCAUCUUGGUCUCUGGGCUUCCUCAAUCAAAUCUAACUCCUGUCCAGCUUUCUGAGCUUCCUCUUUUCUCCGUUGGCCAUAGUAAUGGUGCAUUGCUCCAAAUACUCACAGGAAGCUAUUUUGCUGAAAAGAUUCCAAAGGCCAAUGCCAUUAUUUCAUACAACAACAAGUCAGCUACAGAGGCAGUCCCAUACUUUGAACAGCUGGGUCCUCUAGUUAGACAGAUGAUGCCGGUUGUAGAAGCAUCUCCAGUUUAUUCAAUGGCUAGAAGUGCCUCUGGGGACGCAUGGAAGGUGUUGCUUGAUGCAGCUGGAACUAUAAUACCAGCUAAUGAUCAGCAAACUUUAAACUCUGUGACAAAGUUUGUUGAUCAGUUGCCCUCAGUGUUUGGUGAGGUCACUCAAGGGAUAUCAGAGUUCAAGCCGUCACCCUCAGAAAAUCGCAAUCGAUGCAAGAACUCGUACAAUGUCAAGCACACCCUACUUGUGAAAUUCAAUUUUGACACAAUUGAUGAGACAGAUCUUCUUGAGGAAACAUUGAAACCUCGAGUGGAGUCGAUUGGUGGGACACUAGAGAAAGUUGAACUGAGUGGUAACCAUAUCACACCAUGCAUACAGGAGCCAAAGUGGCAAGUAGGUAGCGUGUACACUCCAGCAGAUGCAUUAGCUCAGGGUCUUAAGACCCUUUCCUUGAAUGACUGUAGAGUCCUCGUCAGAACCAUUAGUGACUGGUUCAGAAAACUCGAAGAUUGAAGCCUUGAGUUCCCAUUAAAGUACUGUAGCUUUGUCUGGUAUUCACUCUUUGUUUCAGGUUUUAGAACAACAAAACUGCAUGUAUAUACAUAAAUAUAUACAACAUGGAGUUAAAACAA